Molecule: messenger RNA, 5275 nt
Organism: Alosa sapidissima (American shad)
Lineage: Eukaryota; Metazoa; Chordata; Actinopteri; Clupeiformes; Clupeidae
Gene: tdrd7b
Product: tudor domain containing 7 b
Exons: 17
Coding region: 190-3543 (1117 amino acids)
Source: RefSeq, a predicted model, not a curated record
UCACAUCUCCGGUUAAGGCAGUCAGUGGACGCCUGCGAGGGCUUCACUGAGUUGCGGGGAGAGAGACGGGCUGCGCCGAUAGCAGAUCCGUGUUUGGUCGGACAGAGGGAACGCAGGCUUUCAAUAAGUGAUCCGGGUUGGCCCAUCCACAUCAACAGUGCCGCACGGCCCGGGUGCGGUUGAGCCAGCAUGGCGGACCUGGAGCCGGUGAAGAGGAUGCUGCGGGCACUGCUGCAGUCCAGCAAGGGCGGCGUGACGCUGGGCCGCCUGCAGGCCGAGUACAAGGAGCUGACGGGCGAACUCAUCCCACACAAGCAGCUGGGCCACGCCACACUGGACGCACUGCUGCUCACCAUGCCCUCCGUGGUCCGCAUGGAGCGCAACCGCAACGGGGAGAUGGUGUGUUAUGCCACGGUGGGCAGUGAGACGGCACACAUUGCCAAGCUGGUGGCACGGCAGCGCACUGCCAAGAAGACCGGCCGCCCACAGCUGGUCAAUUGCCAGAUGAGAGUGAAACCGGCCGCCCCUCUGGUGCUGAAUGCCAAGCCCAGGACAUCGCUACGGCAACCGGAUCACCGCGGGAGACUGGGCCGGGGGGGCGGCCGUCCUGGGGGGGUCGCAGACUCUCGACAGGGGCAUGUGAGAGACGGACAGGCUGACGGCAGGGGCAACGCCGGGCAAAACAAGGCCCAGAACACGCCCGCCCGGAAGGCCUCCUCUGCCUCCGACAGGCCAGACAAGAGGAUGACCCUUCCCUCCAGGUUUCAGAAGGAGGUCCAUGCCCAUCUCUCCAGGAACCCUCAGCAGAGUAAUGCCCCUGCCAACCUAAACGAGAGUUCCCCACAGGCAAAACCCAAGACGGGCCUGUCGGGGUCCUACAACCCACAGCAGGUGCAGGGCCGCCUGAAAGAGAUCCUGAACAAGUACAGCAAUGGCCUCUGGGUGUCCAAGCUGCCGCAGCUCUACAGGGAGCUGUACAAGCAGGAGCUGCCGGGGGAGGCACUCAAAGACCUGGAGCAGUGGACACAUGUCUGCACCCUGGAGAAGCCGUGCAGCACCAACCCCGCCGAGCUGCUCCUCUACCCGGCCAAAGACCCCAGCAGCAGCGGGGUCCCCAGCACACCGACCCCUCCAAGGGGCGACCGUCACUCUCCUGGUCCCCAGAAGCUGCCUCCUCCCCGCACACCCACCCCCAGCACCCCCAGCACCCCUGCCUCGCCCCCCAGCCCUGCCCCCAGCGGCCCGGGCACGCCGCCCCCCUCCCUGACCCCGGAGCUGCGGCGCAACCUGGGCGAGUUGCUGCUGAGGUACAGCAGUGGGCUGUGGGCCCACGCGCUGCCCAAGCUCUACCAGGACACCUACAAGAGCGCGCUGCCCGAGCACGUGCUCCAGAACCUCGCGCUGCUCGCCGACUUCUGCACCGUCGACUACCCCAUGCCCGACAACCCCAAGCGCGCCAUCCUGUACGUGCGCGCGGCCGAGGACGAGAACUGCAACCGGGCGCGGCCGGAGGCGGAGACGGAGUCGGAGGCGGGCAAGCGUCCCAGCUGCCAGGCGCAGGUGCCCGCGCUGCAGAUACCGCGUGAGGAGUACCCGUCAGUGCUGGUGGUGGAGGCGGCCUGCACCAACAGCGUCGUGCUCAGGUACAUCGGCGAGGGCUACUCGCAGGCGCAGGAGAAGCUGGAGGAUGAGAUGCGGGAGUUCUACGGCCAGGACAACACCAGGAAGGCCCUGACCAACCCUGUGUCGGGGCAGCUGGCGGCUGUCCGCGCUGAGGAGGAGGAGGAGAUCCUUCGUGCCCAAGUGUGUGAGGUCAUGGCGGAUAAGGUCAAGGUAUAUUAUGUGGAUCAUGGGUUUUCGGAGGUCAUCAGCAAAACCAAGCUCCUGGAGCUGCAUGAGAAGUUCUUCAAACUGCCCUUCCAGGCCACUAAAUGCAAACUGGCUGGACUGGAGCAGUUCAGCCAGGAGGCGUCUGUGCUGAAGAAGUUUGAUUCCAUGGCGAGUGGGAAGAUCCUGCUAGCCGAGAUUCUAGAACGCCAGGAGACACCACUCAUGGUCCUGUACGACACGUCGCAGGAUGAUGAUGUCAACAUCAAUGCAGCGUGCAUGAAGGCCCUGCAGGACAAGUCCCUGGAGAGCCCUCUGCAGGUGAACAGUGCCUACAUGAAUGUGAGUGUAUCGAGUGUGUGUUCGGACGGGACCAUCUACUGCCAGCUGCCCUCCCGAGGCCUGGCUAAGCUCACCGAGGUGCUGGGGAAGACCGAGGCCUACUUCCACUCUCAGGUGACGUCGGAGUUCCUGGUGUCCCGGCCGUUCUGUGGGAAGGGCUGCCUGGCUCGCUACAAAGGCAAAUGGUCUCGAGUGGAGAUCACCAAUCUCCAUGGCAGCAGAGUGCUGGAUAUCCUGUUCAUUGAUUUGGGGGUUCAGGCAUCCGUAGAGGUCAUUGAAUUGAGGGAGUUCCCACCCCCCCACCUGUGUGACCUUAUCGCCAUUCCACCCCAGGUGGUGAAGUGUUGUCUUGCUGAUCUAGCUGUGAGUGUGGGAUCCUGGACCCCAGAUGCUGUGCAGUGGCUUAGAGACACAGUACUGCACUGUAGUGACUGCAGUAUAAAGAUUGCCAAACAGGAGGAGAGCAAGCGUCUGGUGCACGUGCACCUUUUCACCAGCAAGAACUUCCACGACAUGAGUCGCAGCGUCAACCGGCAGCUGGCCGAUUCGGACCUGUGGAAGCACCAGAAGGACGUCUUCCUCAGCAGCCACGCCCCCUCGCUCAAAACCACGCCCACCACCGUGCCCGGCCACACCCACCGCUCCGGAAGCCCCACCUCCACCAAUGGGACGCGAGCGCCUCAGCUCCGACGCGCCCAUUCGCUCCCGGGCACCAGGGGGACUCCGCCCACCACUCCUCAGCACACCGCCACACCUGCCCCCCAGGGGCGUCUGCAGAUGCCCCCGCUGCUGGAGUUGCCCCCGGCGGGGCAGAACCUGGAUGUGUAUGUGUCGGUGGCGUGCCACCCGGGCCACUUCGUGCUGCAGUCCUGGCAGGAUAUGUACAAGCUGGUGGUGCUGAUGGGAGAGAUGAUCCUGCACUACAACAAGACCGACGACAAGCCCGUCGCCGUGGAGAAGAACCAGGUGUACGCCGCCAAAGUGGAGAACAACUGGCAUCGUGUGCUGGUGAAGGGGAUCCUGACCAACGGCUUGGUGUCCGUCUACGAACUGGAUUACGGCAAACACGAGCUGGUCAGCUGCACCCAGCUGCGUCCGCUCAUCCAGGAGUUCCGGCAGCUGCCCUUCCAGGGAAUCACUGCCCAGCUAGCAGGUGUGAAGCCUCGGCAGUGGUCGGAGGAGGCGUCCAUCGUGUUCCGGAACCACGUGGAGAAGAAGCCCCUGGUGGCCCAGCUGGAGGCCGUGCAGGAGGCGCCCAACGCCUGGGACCGCAAGGUGACUGUCUACCUAGUGGACACGUCGCAGGAGGAGCACGAUGUCUGGGUGCAUGACAUCAUGGCCGAGUUUGCCGACGAGCUCACCAAGGCCGCCUAACAACAAUCGCUACAACAACAGCAGCAGCAGCAGCAACAACAGCAGUGUGCACGAGAAGGGGCCGGCCGUUAGCAAGCAAGCAAGCGGCGGGAUAAGUUAGGGACUAGUGAAACUAGUCUCAUGCGAGUGUGUCGUGUGCGUGUGUGUGAGCAACGGGUGUGUUUAGGGAUGUUGUCUGGGGUGUCUCUGUCCUCUUAUCCAACCCCUGGCGGUUUACAGUAAAAGGGCUUGCAGCAGGUUGAGGUAGUGUAAAAGCACGAUGAAAGACAGGUGGAGUACGUCUUGACAUGCUGUAGGAUUUAACAAGUGCUGAGCAUGUUCUAAUCAUCACUUGUGAUGUGAUAAACAAUGUCAUAAGGUCUGUUUUGGCGAGCCAGAAGGGCUGACUUGUUUAAUGACACAUUCUUUUAGAGAGUUGAAUUAUGAUUUUGUUUGCUCAGUCAAAUGCUAACGUUAGCUCAACCUGUGAAGAAGGUCGCACUUUGUGGUACAGUGUGUUUCUAGUAGGCCUACUGGCAGACAACUGACUGGAAAGUCAAGCUUGAAAUUCAGGUGAAGUACGUUGACUCCAGCCCUGGUUGUGUGUGUGUGUGUGUGUGUGUGUGUGUGGGGGGGGGGGGGGGGGGACAUUAUAUGUGCUUCCAGCUUACGUCAUCCAACAAAAAGGUCUAAGCUAGCACCUCUGACAUGGCUUUAAGAUUUCAGAGCUUUCAAAGCUCAACGCACAAGUUUAAAACAUAAUUUUUCACAGAAGAGAGCUUGGGGUCUCCCAACACUGUAGACUCUCGAAUGGGAUUUGGACUUGAGCGGGAUUGAAAUGGCACCAAAUCUGGGUGUGCCCAGUUCUAGAGCCUCGGUCCAAGGGGGAUUCCAAGCCCAUGCUUUAGCGGUUGAUCUGAAUAAGUCAAAGUAAAAAUUAAAGUGAUUAGUAUUUAGCAGACGCUUUUAUCCAGAGCUGCACAGAUUUGUGACUGUGGGUUUCGGUAUUCAAACCCAGGCCCUAUGAAGGGUCGGAACUUUGAGUUAAACAGUCGAGUUCAACUGCUGUAUAACAUGAUGACAUACAGUAUUUAUACAUAUGCAUUUGAAGGUUUUGAGUAUUUGGGGUUACAACCCCCCCAUAUUGUACGUCUAUGACCCUACGACUAUGUAGGCUAUUGCUAGGAGAAUGAGACCGUUGGGCUCUUUUAAUUAGAAGUUCACCACUUACUCUGACUUGGCUUAUCUGGAUCAGUUACUAAACAAUGAACUUGGAAGGCCACCCCUGGGAUUUAAGAGUAAGAUGUUUACAUAGGCCUGCUCAACAGUCUGGCAUUCUGCAGUCUGAUAUUUUAACAGGUUUACAAGAAAAACAAAUGUAGCGAUACAUUCCUUUUCCUCCAUCGAUAUGUGACGAAGCCAUUUGGUCUGCUUUUAGUUCAGCUAGUGCUGCAGUACUGCUCCUGGGGGCAGGGGGCACUAGACUAUUUACCUCCUUUUAAUGUUGUUUAACUUUUGUCUUUAGCAUAGACUGGCAGAGUUCAGUUGCAUGACUUGAGUGGGAUUUGCUAAGGUGUGUAGCAUAGCUCCAGCUUGGUUUAAGCUUCUGGUGAUCAAAUGGCUGAAUUAUAUUGACAUCAAAACCUACAGUCUUGACAAAACCUUUAACACUAAGCAUUAAUGUGUAUGGUUGGAGCGCAGGAUUGAACGCAUAUUCAGAAAUGUUUUAGGAAUAAAGGUAAUUAAAAACUCA